This is a messenger RNA of Sorghum bicolor (sorghum), 3837 nucleotides long. Its product is annotated as protein FLOWERING LOCUS T. The coding region runs from base 2782 to 3306 and encodes 174 amino acids. The record is from RefSeq and is a predicted model, not a curated record. NCBI's taxonomy places the organism in Eukaryota, Viridiplantae, Streptophyta, Magnoliopsida, Poales, Poaceae. The transcript is spliced from 4 exons.
UUGUCAAAUACAAAAGAAAGUUGUUACAGUAACAAAAAUAAAAAAAUUUCACCAACAAAACAAGGCCUAAGAACGCAUGAUAGUUGUUGCCUUGUUGGUAAAUUCGUGCAAGUGUUCGAGCGUUGUCAAUUUGAUGAGAGCGAGCCAUCCAGCUUUGCCGACCCAGCCAAUCCUGUUUGCGGAAUGGAAAAAAGGCACCAACGGGUUUAUCUCUUGCCAGCAGCCAGUACAUUUUCGAACCGAAAGAAACCAAAAAAGAAACCGUCAUAGCCAACCAAGCUAUCAUCGCUGGGUCCUGCCUGAGCUUCCAUUCUUUCUGAUAACAACAACAUAGCCUGGAUUAGCUUCUUGGUGGACGAUUCCUCCGCUCCGGGAACCUUUCCAUACCAUGGCACGCGCCGUCGUCUUCUUCUGGGAUUUGGAUUUGGGGUACCGAGAGCGAGACGUACCCUCCCGAAAGAGGUGCCCCCUUCUCCGGCGACGGCGACCCGUGAGGACCCCUGUUCCUGCAAGUCCCAUCCGUCACGCGACGAAUGGGAUGCUCCCACGUGAACGGGCAUGGUGCCUUUGCCUCACUUGUUCUCCCGGUCAAGAUUAUCAUGCCAGCGACAGUUCGGCCCCGUCGAUUCGCCCAAUCUGACGAUUCACUUCCUCCACGUAACAGGGCUCUGUGCCUUUCCUGCCCUGGCUGGAUCUCUGUACAGUAUCAACCUUCGUCUGAUCAGAUGAGAACUUUCAGCCACGCUCCGAAAGAGAAGCUUCUUCAGCUAGAGGCCUUUCAGCCACACUCCGAAAGAGAAGCUUCUUCCUGUAUUCUGCAACUGCAACUGCAAGUGGGAACACAACAUCAGAAGGGAGGCGGUCUUGACAUGGUGUAAAUCACAGGAAUAAAAUGGGAUUCCAUGGACCCCUACUGAUUAUGCAAGAACAAAUGUAGUAAGCCUUAUCUAUUUCCCCGCGCUUUCCGCCCCCUAUUUUAUCUCAAGCCCAUCAAGUCCGCAGACAUAUUCUUGCUAUGAUAGAAAGAUUAGGGCAUUUGUAUUUCACAACUCAUAUUCUAUCAGAAAAAGAAGGAAGGAUAGCCAUAACAGAGAUGCCAAAGAGCCGAUGUGCCUCUGGGAGUGUUGUUAGAUCAGAAUUCAGAAGCUACACUAAGCGCUGACCAUCAAGAAGUCAUAUUCCGUCAGACAAACUAGGAGGGAUGUACGGAGUACGAUGAACUUGCGUACAAAACUUACUAGCACCAUAUGCCGUCAUAACUUCUACGUCACAAUUCGCAUUGACAACCUCUUGCCUUGAGGACCUGGAGCAUCAGAGACGGUCCAAGUGAAUCUUCCAGUGUGUCGUGGGGGUCCAAGUCAGGACAGUUGCCCACUCUAGAGAUAGUACAUUAUGACAGUAAGAGGUAUAUUGUCCAUAUUGUUGGGAUGACUAUAAAUUUUUGACCCAAAAGAGGGAUUAAGCAGCUCUAUUUAUUACAUGGUAUUACCGGGUUCAUCAUGCAAAUAAGCAAACUGCAUUUGAUUUCAAAUUUUCUGGCAACUGAAAAACAGAAGUUGCGUCUUUAAAUCACAUAGAGAUUUUCCCAUAAGCCAGAUUUCGUAUGGCAGAAAUAAAGGACAGAAACAGCUACGGAGUGAUAUGUUUAGAUAGAAAGAUUUGCACAGAUAUGAAUAGACAUACCAGAAUAGUUUUAGGAGAAAAACACAAUAUACCACCUGAUUCAUCAUUAUCUAAACAGCAGUGCUAUUUUAUAAUCUUCGGAGGAUGAAGAAGACUUGAUUCUGAGUUCUAGAUGUCGGCAUGCACUGAAAUAAGCCACACAGCUGUACCACUAAUUUGCUUCCCAAGCAUCUAUCUUAGUAAAAGCAGUACCAAGUGAAGAAAAAAAAUAUUAUGUUGGGAGGAGACAAUGAACAGGUGUCAACAAAAUCUCUUACUACUUUUUAUCGUUGAAGUCUAAUAUUCCCAGCAAAUAACGUUUCACUUGAGGAACUUCUUCCAAGUUCCACCAUCCACCAUUUGUAAUGAGAGGGCAAUCUUCAUUACAGUAACACUAGAGUGGAAUCUUUAAUGUGUGCUCCCUAGUAAAACGAUGGCCAGGAGCUCCUGCAUUCACUGAAGGUGGAAGUGAGCACCUGCUGUGAGGAGGCUAAACAGCCUCCCCACCAGAUCAGUAGCCUCUUCCCAGGCAUGUAAGUUCUAGCCUGUACAAAUCAAAGACGUAGAAAUUUACCAACCAAGUACUAGAGGACUUCAGGCUCGGUUUCCCCAUUCACCUAGUAGAACUUUUGUUAAUGAAAGAGUGAGGGAAUGUUCAUGCUGCAAGGAAAGAAGAUGAGGUGUCAAUCUGAUAGACAAGUCAAAAGGCAACCCACUUUUCACGAGGAGCAUAUCAUGGGGGUUACAGAUAUAGGGAAUAACUGAGUGCAGUCAUCAGAUUUUAUUCAUCAAUGUGGAAUUACCAUGGACACUCCUAUUUUUUGUAAGCCAAGAUAGUGGACAGGCCUACGUCCAGUGAUGACGGCCAAUAUAAAUAUAUGCAUCUUAAAGUUGAGAUUCUAAGGCAUCUAGAGCACACGACUCCUUAUAUCAUGAAUGCCUUCAGCACUUCAGGUUGCAAGUAUAAAUAGGACACGUACCUUCACCAAUCAGUGCACCCAAGUUCACAUUUGAGGCCAAAUCAGCUUCUUGGUUCUCUAGAGCGCAGGCCUGUAUAAAGACUCUAGAAGGCAACCUAUUUUUUCUUCACGACCUCAAAAUUAGCAUUUUUGACUAACCAUGUCAAGGGAUCCGCUAGUAGUAGGACAUGUAGUAGGUGACAUUUUGGACCCAUUUAUUAAAACAGCCUCACUUAAGGUUCUGUACAACAACAAGGAACUGACCAAUGGAUCUGAGCUCAAGCCAUCACAAGUAGCAAAUGAACCAAGGGUCGAAAUCGGAGGGCGCGACAUGAGGAACCUUUACACUCUGGUGAUGGUGGAUCCAGACUCCCCAAGUCCAAGUAACCCAACAAAAAGAGAAUACCUUCAUUGGUUGGUGACAGACAUCCCAGAAUCAGCAAAUGCUAGCUAUGGAAAUGAAAUUGUCAGCUAUGAAAACCCAAAGCCAACUGCUGGAAUACAUCGCUUUGUCUUUGUACUCUUCCGCCAGUCUGUCCAGCAAACCGUUUAUGCACCAGGAUGGAGACAAAAUUUCAACACGAGAGACUUUUCUGCGCUCUAUAAUCUUGGACCUCCUGUGGCUGCAGUGUUCUUCAAUUGCCAAAGGGAGAAUGGGUGCGGAGGCAGACGAUAUAUUAGAUAAAUCCAUCUCAUUGACUGUGCACUGCAAGAAGGAAUAUUAAUUAAAUUUGAAGAAAAAUGCAAGGCCUGCCACUUCGCAAAGCGAUGCUAAAUGCUGGGCCUUGAAAUGUAGUUUCAUUUGAAAAUUACUUUGCCACAUCUACAAGUGCAAUUAAGUUAGCAUACAGUUUCACCAUAUUGGACAACGGUCUAUAUCUCAAGUGAUUGAAACCUGAUGUUGAUGCAUAUUAAGAUUAUUGUUCUGGUCGUGUUCAAAAGCAUAUACCCUUCAUCAAAUUACUAAGUUGAAUACAUGGUAGUAGCAACAAAAUAAAUCAUGCUUCAGGCCCACAGUUUUUUUAAUAGAUCUUCAUGGAUUAAUAGUAUUACAGAGCUGCUUGUUUGACGAGGCUUAUAUAACAUAGUGCUAAGCCCUUAGUGCACUAAUGUGCAUAGUAGAGCUCUACCACUCUCAAUAUCAGUGGCGAGAUCUGGCAACCUUUUUGCCACCUGAUACAAAAGCAUCUCACUCUGAAGUUAAACUAUGUCUUGU